This is a messenger RNA of Prunus persica (peach), 2784 nucleotides long. RefSeq names its product protein ECERIFERUM 1. Gene Ontology annotation, molecular function: iron ion binding; oxidoreductase activity. The transcript has 10 exons. The record is from RefSeq and is a predicted model, not a curated record. The coding region runs from base 680 to 2605 and encodes 641 amino acids. Lineage: Eukaryota; Viridiplantae; Streptophyta; Magnoliopsida; Rosales; Rosaceae. Gene Ontology annotation, biological process: lipid biosynthetic process.
GAAUGUAAGGAAUUAAUUUGAAGGCGAUGGGUGUAGAGAGGUGGGUGACUCUAGACUUUAGCGGGUUUAAGUUGAUGUAAGAAAAUUAAUGUAGAGAGGUGUGUGAGUAAUGAUUGUUUUUUAUUUGGAGGUAAUAUUUGUUUUUGGUGAAUUUCUUUUUAAUACUAGCGAUAAUCUAAACUACAAAAUGGAGGGGAGUUUCUCUCUCACACACACUACUAAGGUGUCAUAGGUGUUUAAACCUGAGACCAUUGGUCUGCAAGUCAAAGCCCUUUUUCACUAAUUGGUACUUUUCCGUUCUCUUUGACGAUUUUUAAAAUUUUUUUUUUAAAAAUUUUAUACAAGCGACGUUGAGGAAGGAAAAUCAAACUUAGGACCUCAUUUAUAUGCUCUUAACCACUUGAGUUGUUUUUUUUUUGGGAAAAUUUUUAGUGUAAGUUCUUUCCUUGAGUCAUUGUAAACAAAAAAAAAAAAAAGUGAAUUUAUCAUUACAGUUGUAUAAAAAAGUAGGUGGACAUGGUGAGUAUUGUCACCCUCAUAUUGUAUAAUUCUUCACUUUCUUUAUCAAAAUUUAUAACAAACAACCAGCCUUCUUCCCAAUAAAAGAAAGAAAGGAAAAAAAAAAAAAAAAAAAAAAAAGCUUAUAUGGGCUCUACAGUACGUACCUUGAAGUAUAUAUAUGUAUAUAUCAUAUACUCCUUCAAAGCUACACUACAAAGAAACAAAGAAGAAUAUGGCUUCUGUGCCUGGAAUUCUUACUGAGUGGCCAUGGAAAGCUCUUGGAAGCCUCAAGUACGUGAUCUUGGCUCCAUGGAUCAUCCACAGCACCUGGUUGUUUGUGGCUAACGAUGCAAAAGAAAGAGACGUUUCAUACUUCCUCUUGCUUGGAGUGGUGUUGUGGAGGAUCAUCCACAACCAGAUAUGGAUCUCUCUGUCUCGAUAUCGAACUGCCAAAGGCAAUGGCCGAAUCCUUGACAGGGGUCUCGAAUUCGAACAGGUCGACAGAGAAAACAAUUGGGAUGACCAGAUAUUGUUCAAUGCACUCCUAUUCUACACAGGCAGCAGGUACCUGCCUGGGGCUCAAAAGCUGCCACUUUGGAGGGCACAUGGAGUUCUUUUAACCAUUGUGCUUCAUGCUGGUCCUGUGGAGUUCCUGUAUUAUUGGUUUCACAGAGCACUUCACCAUCAUUACCUUUACUCUCGCUACCAUUCUCAUCACCAUUCCUCAAUAGUUACUCAGCCAAUUACUUCUGUGAUUCAUCCAUUUGCGGAGCAUGUAGUAUAUUCUGCGCUCUUCUUUAUACCAAUUUUGGGAACUAUGUUGACGAGAACACUGUCUGUGGUAUCUUUUACUGCUUAUAUUACUUACAUUGACUUCAUGAACAACAUGGGGCACUGCAAUUUCGAGCUCAUUCCAAACUGGCUCUUUUCUCUAUUUCCUCCUCUUAAGUAUUUUAUGUAUACACCCUCGUACCACUCCUUGCAUCACACACAAUUCAGAACCAAUUACUCACUUUUUAUGCCAAUUUACGAUUACAUAUAUGAAACCAUAGACAAAUCUUCGGAUACUCUCUAUAAAACUUCACUCAAGAGAGAGGAAGAAACGCCAGAUGUCCUUCAUCUAACCCAUCUGACAACACCUGAGUCCAUCUAUCAUCUACCGCUAGGAUUUGCUUCCUUGGCCUCCCAGCCCCACACAUCAAAAUGGUACCUAUGGCUGAUGUGGCCUGUGACAUUGUGGUCUAUGAUUCUAACUUGGAUCUAUGGCCGUACAUUUGUGGUUGAGAGGCAACGUUUUGAUAAUCUCAUAUUACAAACUUGGGCUAUACCAAAGUACAAUUUGCAAUACUACUUGCAAUGGCAAAAUGAAGCCAUCAACAGUUUGAUUGAGGAAGCCAUAAUUCAAGCAGAGGAAAAGGGUGUCAAAGUUUUAUGUCUGGGUCUCUUAAAUCAGGGUGAGGAGCUGAAUAGAUAUGGUGGUGUGUACGUUCACAGGCAUCCUCAUCUCAAAAUCAGGAUUGUGGAUGGAAGUAGCUUAGCUGUGGCCAUAACCCUAAACACCAUUCCAAAAGGAACCACCCAAGUUCUUCUUAGAGGCAACCUCACAAAGGUUGCUCAUGCCGUUGCUUUUGCUUUGUGCCAGAAGGGUAUCCAGAUAACUACAUUACACCACGAUGAGUAUUUGAAGCUCACCAAAUCAUUAAGUGGCAUGGAAAGUAGCUUGGUUCUUGCAAAAAGUUAUGCACAUAAGAUUUGGUUAGUGGGAGAUGGAUUGAGUGAAGAAGAACAAUUGAGAGCACCAAAAGGAACAUUAUUUGUUCCUUUCUCCCAAUUCCCACCAAAAAAAUUGCGUAAAGACUGCUUCUACCACUACACUCCAGCAAUGAAGACACCCCCAUCUCUUGAGAAUGUUCAUGCUUGUGAGAAUUGGUUGCCAAGAAGGGUGAUGAGUGCAUGGCGCAUAGCAGGCAUAGUGCAUGCCUUGGAAGGCUGGAAGGAGCAUGAGUGUGGGUACAACAUGUCCAAUAUUGACAAAGUUUGGCAAGCAACUCUCCAACAUGGCUUUCAGCCUCUCAUCAUCUCUACCACUCACACCAAAAAUUAGUUGGCUUCAUCAAAAUAUUAAUUACAUGCACCCUCUUCUUUAUUAUAAGUAAUCCCUUAUUUCCGUCGGGUUUUUAAUUAUGUGACUAUUAUUAUGGCUUUUGGCUUUUAUCAUCAUGUUGUUUAUCAGUUACUCUAUUAUGGAUAUCACUAUUUAUUAUUGAAGUAAUAUUCGUCCCA